Messenger RNA from Phaedon cochleariae (mustard beetle), 1194 nucleotides. Lineage: Eukaryota; Metazoa; Arthropoda; Insecta; Coleoptera; Chrysomelidae. The record is from the annotation of a GenBank genome assembly.
AUAAUAGGUGCGUUCGGUUAUAACAUAUCUGUUAGCUCGAUUCCAUCUGUUAGCUCGGAGAGCGUUCGAUAAAUCAGAUCUACUUCCUCUGUCUAAUCUGCUCCGUGUUCGUUAAUUGUCAGAGCGAGUUGAAAGAUGUAAUCUGUUUGCUCCGUCUUGAGGAGCAGAUCAUACGGAUUUGAUCGGUUAUUCGGUUGUCAGUUGUCAACAAAUCAAUGUCAACAACAUGUUUUUGAAAUUAUAUAUCUUUUUUGUGUCGAAAAAGUAAAUCAAAUGAUCAACUGGAAACGAAAUACGAAACUGAAUUUUGUAGAAUCCUCCUUGCCCAGAAUCGCCAGAAUGACCGACGAAGUUGCAGUAGGUAGCAUAUUAUACAUAUGUAAUAUAUGCGAUCACAACUGCCCUGAUCCACAGUUAAUGACCGAUCAUAUGAGACAGAAUCAUUCCUUCCCUACUGAAAGUGAUGCACUGAAUGCAGUUACUGCAUAUAUGGUUCAGGAGGCGUCAGAAUCCAGUGCAUCAACUUUCACACCUUCCACAUCGUCCACAGUGAAUACUGAAAAUAAACUGUGGCCUAGAGAGGCAACCCUUGGCCUCAUAAGGCUGGUAGAGGAAUAUGAUGGUCAGUUUCAAAAGUCUGUAAAAAAACAUGUUUGGACUAAGAUUUCUACCAUACUGAACUCAAAAAUGGCCAUUGGUGUAUCAUGGCAACAGUGUGAUACCAAGUGGAAGUCUUUGAAAAAAACCUACAAAGAUGUUAAGGACCACAACUCCACAUCUGGGAAAAAUAGAAGAAAAUGGGAAUUUUAUGAUGAGAUGCACAAAAUAUUGUUCAACAAACCUGAAAUUAGUGCACCAGCCACCUGCAGUAGUCAUGCUGGGUUAAUUACAGAUCAACAAUCUGAGCCCACAUCUCCUUGUUCUGCUCCAAACAAGGAAAACAUGAGUGAAUCAACCCCCUCAACUUCUAGUGAAACUUUUGAGUCAAAUUUUAUUAGAAAAAGAAAAAUUGCAGCCAAUGCUGUAGAACGCCGCCAUAGAGAAAAAAUGCAGCGUCAGGACAGAUUCCUUGAUAGCUUUGAGGAUUUUGUAAAAACAUACAAGAGCAAAAAUUGAAUAGACUGCUCAGUGAUUCAUUUCAAUACAGUGACUACGAAAUCUUGUCAGACACUAUAUUAUGAGUUCAAUAUUGAC